AUGUCCAAAGACCAGGCCAGAGUCCUAUGCGUUGGUGAUGUUCGUGGCGAGUUUGAGCAACUAGCUAGAAAAAUUGCUGUUAUCAAUAAAAAGAAUGGCCCAUUUGAUAUGCUGUUCUGUGUUGGCGAAUUUUUUGGUUCGAAUGCGGACGAGAACGAAAAAAUUUUGACUGGUAAAGUGGAAUUCGAGGUGCCAACCUAUGUUUUGGGUAAGGUCCGUGUACCUCCACUACUGCUCCAUUCUAUCCUGAGGAAUCAGUCGAAUUCUCCUCCAGCGUCACUUACCUUGGGAAACGUGGAAUUCUGA
Molecule: messenger RNA, 306 nt
Organism: Haemonchus placei
Lineage: Eukaryota; Metazoa; Nematoda; Chromadorea; Rhabditida; Trichostrongylidae
Source: the annotation of a GenBank genome assembly